GUUCGGCCUGAAUUCCGCAACGGUGAAGGGUAGCAGGCUCGGUGUGAGAAUCUGUCACUCGGCAAGCCGAGCCGGAUGGAUCUGGCAGCGUCGGUCUCGGGUUGCCGAACGGCUCGGGGGAAGAGGGGAGGGGCUUGUUUUUUUUUAGCCUUAUCUUUCGGCUUUCCUAAGCAGGGGACGGGACCGGCUGGACCUCGCCAUCGAUCCCCUACACGUGGUGAUAUUGGGCCAAUCAGGGUAGACAAAGGGGGGAUGCUUGCAGUCACAGAUCGACAGAUAGGGAAUCUGAUCACUUACUCCAGCUACCCUGAACCUUCGCAAAAGAUAGCAUUUCCCUAAACCGUCGGGCAGGUGGCGACGGGAGCCUUCAAGGUUCCCCUUAGUUUCCGCUGCCAAUUCCACCGCAUUGCUUUCUAGGAGUGUAUGCACGUCAGAGUACGUGGACUGUGGAUUGCCUUCUCAAAAAUGAG
This is a messenger RNA of Aspergillus aculeatinus CBS 121060, 470 nucleotides long. RefSeq lists its product as uncharacterized. The record is from RefSeq and is a predicted model, not a curated record. Bases 76 to 339 code for a protein of 87 amino acids. NCBI's taxonomy places the organism in Eukaryota, Fungi, Ascomycota, Eurotiomycetes, Eurotiales, Aspergillaceae. The transcript has a single exon.